Molecule: messenger RNA, 1577 nt
Organism: Spizellomyces punctatus DAOM BR117
Lineage: Eukaryota; Fungi; Chytridiomycota; Chytridiomycetes; Spizellomycetales; Spizellomycetaceae
Exons: 4
Coding region: 26-1432 (468 amino acids)
Biological process (GO): proteolysis
Molecular function (GO): metallocarboxypeptidase activity; zinc ion binding
Source: RefSeq, a predicted model, not a curated record
CCUCUUUUCGCAUUUUAUUUGCGAUAUGGUCGGCCAUCACUAUCUAGUCGUCAUUGUCGCGUAUCUGUUCUCGCAUCUCAUUCUCCCGGUGAAAAGUGUUUCUUUUACGAAUGGUUCACUGGACUCUGGAUCGGUGGGCGGGUUUUGGAAGUAUUCAGAGGUGGUAGACGGUGCAAAAGAGCUGGCAAGCAAGUUUCCACAGUUGGUCGAGUACAAGUCCAUUGGGGCGUCCGUUGAAAACAGCGAUAUCCCUGCUCUCCUCAUUACAAACAAAAAAGAUACCACGAUCCCUGUAGAUCGGAGACCAUCUGUGCUUUUUGCUUCAACGCUGCGCGGCGACGAGCCACUGUCCCUCGCCGCGGUCCUGCAUGCUAUUCGGCACUUGACGUCAGAUCCUCAACCGGAUCCCAUCGUUCCGCUCAUGCUUUCCACUACAAAGCUGUGGUUUAUCCCAAUUGUCAACGUAGACGGUUGGGCUGCAGCAACCCCACAAUCCUACGUUGGAAAAAAUUUGCGAAAAACAUGUAAAAACCAAACAGCUGCUGGAGUGGAUCUGUCCAGGAACUGGGGAUAUAUGUGGGACACCUAUCUCCCAGAUAGAGACUUGAAGCAAAACACACAAGAGUACGAAGAUACCUGUUCGCCCUUCUAUCAUGGAACACUUCCAUUUAGCGAACCUGAGACGGACGCCCUGCAGAGAUUCAUCAAAAAGGAGAAACCCGCAUCAACCAUCUUCUUUCGACAAACUGUGGCAGAACAGCCAGCCAUCAUUAUCCCUUACAUGUUUCAUCCAUCCAACUCUUCCACUCAGUCAAGUGUACUCAAGAUGAUGGGGACAGAGGAUGCCAACGUUUAUUCUCAGUUGACGGGGGCCAUGAAUGAUGCGGCGGGGAAAAUGUACAGCGUGGGAUCGGCGUGGGAAUUGUUGAAGCGGACCAUAUCCGGGUCCGAAGUGGACUGGACCUUUGAUCAAGCGGGCUCAUUUGCGGUCAUGGUUCAGGUGGCUGGGGAUGUGGCCAAGGAUGGCAUUGAAAAGAUUGUGGAAAAGCAUUUGAAUGCCACGCUAACCUUUGCCAGCAUAGCACGCUCUCUGCCUGCAAAAUCUGCAAAACCAGGCAAAUCUAUUGUCAAGCAUAUCCAAACCGCUGUGUAUAUCCUACCCAUGAUCCUGGGCGCUGUCCUUGCACUCAUUCUUCUGAUUGGAUACAUGAUUGCAAGAUUCUUGGGAUACGACAAGAUUUGGGAUCGAUUUGUAUUUUUUGUUCACCGACUCAAGCGGUGGAGAAUGUACCGCAACUACCGAGGCCUUGCACCUACUGGAAAGUAUGGGGAUGAUGAGGAGGUGGGUGGGGAAGACGAUGGGGUGGAUUGGGGGUUUGAGCUCGAGGGUGGUGAAGAUGACGAUGGCGAGGAUUUGGGAUAUCGAAUGUAGAUUAGGGUGCAUUUUUUUUUUCGCUUUUGCAUUGCCACUUCAGUCAUUUUCUUGUUUAAUUUGCCAUUUGAUUGCUAGCAGGGUAUGGAAAUAAUGUAAAUAGAAUAGAUUAAUAUUUCUAUACAAAAGCACAUUGUUUGUCCAA